Molecule: messenger RNA, 2181 nt
Organism: Lycium barbarum (goji berry)
Lineage: Eukaryota; Viridiplantae; Streptophyta; Magnoliopsida; Solanales; Solanaceae
Exons: 1
Coding region: 246-1895 (549 amino acids)
Cellular component (GO): membrane
Source: RefSeq, a predicted model, not a curated record
AAGUAGAGAAGAAGUUAGGCUUGGGAAAAUAAGGAAAGAUUAUCGUAUAAUUACAUAAAAUAUCCAAUCCAAACAUCCUACCAUAUACUUAGCCUAAACGAAUCUAUACUUAUUAUAGUCCAGAUACAAGAUCUCAUUAUUAUUGCUUCAUAUAUUCACAACAACCAUCUUAACUCUAUGCCGUGACCCCAAAAAAAAAAGAAAAAGAGAAUUCAUUAGCAGCCAUUGUUGUAUGAAAGAAAGCCAUGGAAAAUUUUGGUCUGCACAUGCUUGUUGGUCGAUGGUUUAUGGUUUUUGCUUCACUUUUGAUCUUGUCUGUCGCAGGUGGCACUUACAUAUUUGGUCUCUACUCUGAAGAAGUCAAGAAAUCAUUAGGUUAUGACCAAACAACCUUAAACUUACUUAGUUUUUUCAAAGAUUUAGGUGCAAACGUUGGAAUUAUUUCUGGUUUAAUCAAUGAAGUCACCCCACCAUGGGUUGUUCUUCUUCUUGGUGCAUUUAUGAACUUUUCUGGGUAUUUUUCUAUAUGGCUUGCUGUUACAGGGAGAUUACCUAAACCCAAAGUUUGGCAAAUGUGUUUUUGUAUUUUCAUUGGGGCAAAUUCACAGACUUUUGCAAAUACUGGGGUUAUAGUGACUUGUGUUAAGAAUUUCCCAGAAAGCAGGGGAAUUGUUCUUGGACUUUUAAAGGGUUUUGUUGGUUUAAGUGGUGCUAUACUUACACAAUUAUAUCAUGCCUUUUAUGGAAAUAAUGCGAAAUCCUUAAUCUUGCUUAUUGGUUGGUUACCUGCUGUUGUUUCUUGUGUUUUUCUUAGAGUUAUUAGGACUAUGAAGGUUACUAAGCAAGAAAAUGAACUCAAGAUUUUUUACCAACUACUCUUUAUGUCACUUGGUCUAGCUGGUUUUCUCAUGGCUAUAAUUAUAGUGCAAAAUAGAGUUGAGUUUAAUAGCGUUGGUUAUUGGUCAACUGCUGCUACCAUUCUUGUUUUGCUAUUUGCUCCUAUAAUUCUUGUCAUCAGAGAAGAAUUAAAACUAUUUGACACGAAGAAACAAAGUUUAAGUCAUCCUAUAGAAGUCAGAGUUAGUGAAAUUGAAAGACCACUUCAAUCUUCAGCAACUGUUGUUCCAACUAAUGAUCAGAAAGAUCAUGUUUCCUUCUUUCAAAAUGUGUUUAAACCACCAGAGAGAGGGGAGGAUUAUACAAUAUUGCAAGCAGUUCUCAGCAUAGAUAUGUUGAUUUUGUUUAUUGCUACGAUUUUCGGAGCAGGGGGACUUUUAACAGCUAUGGAUAAUUUAGGUCAAAUUGGUAAAGCCUUAGGUUAUCCAACAUCAAGUAUUACUACAUUUGUGUCACUUGUGAGUAUAUGGGGUUAUCUCGGGCGAGUAGGUUCUGGAUUCGCCUCUGAGAUUUUCUUGGAAAAAUACAAGUUCCCGCGCCCGUUGAUGCUCACAUUGGUGCUUCUUUUCUCUUGUGUGGGCCAUGUUUUGAUCGCGUUUGGUGUGCCUGAUACUUUAUAUAUUGCAUCUGUGCUAAUGGGGUUCUGUUUUGGUGCUCUAUGGCCGUUGAUAUUCGCGAUCAUAUCUGAGAUAUUUGGGCUUAAGCAUUAUUCGACGUUGCUCAACUUUGGUGGUGCUGCAAGCCCUAUCGGGGCCUACAUAUUCAAUGUUAAGGUGGCUGGUAAUUUGUAUGAUAGAGAAGCAAUGAAGCAAAUGGAAGCUCAUGGGAUUAUUAGGAAGCAUGGUCAAGACUUGACUUGUACUGGAGUUGAGUGUUACAAAAUGGCUUUCUUGAUUAUUGCAGCAUCUACUUUUGUGGGGUUUGUUGUUUCUUUGGUUUUGGUGCUUAGAACAUUCAAGUUUUAUAAAGGGGAUAUUUAUAAGAAGUUCAGAGAAUAAGUUAAAGCAGUGGAUGCUGAGUCUCAGUCAAGAGCAAAUGGUGAUGCUUAAUUAGAGAAUGCAUAGCUACAAUUUGCCAAUGCAUUUUGAGUGUUAUUCAUUCUUCAAUGUAAUUAUAGUUUUGGCAUCUUGUGCUUAAGGCUGAUAUCAGUAUGCACAAGGGGUUGAAAGUGAAUACAGGGUUCACAAGUUGUAUUUUAUGUAAUGGGAGAUGUGCUUAAGUUGUGUAGAAACCAAGUUUAGAAAGUUGAUUAUAAAGAUUUACAAGCAGAGCAUAUUUCAGUUA